Molecule: messenger RNA, 996 nt
Organism: Lizanozyma spartinae
Lineage: Eukaryota; Fungi; Ascomycota; Pichiomycetes; Serinales; Debaryomycetaceae
Gene: ETF1
Exons: 1
Coding region: 1-996 (331 amino acids)
Cellular component (GO): mitochondrion
Molecular function (GO): flavin adenine dinucleotide binding; electron transfer activity
Source: RefSeq, a predicted model, not a curated record
AUGCUCCGUUCAUCUGUUGUAAAGAGAUUUUUUUCUCGCUCAGCUCCUCGUUUGGAUACUUUGAUCUUGAUAGAAGCAGCAGGUGGGAAGAUCUCACCAGCUUCACUUUCUACAAUUAGUGCUGCUUCUAAGAUCGGCCAACCCAUAACUGCCCUCGUGGCCGGAACACAGGGUGCUCAAGUAGCUGAAGAUGCUGCAGGAAUUGGCGGAGUUUCUAAAGUUCUUGUGGCUAAAGAUUCAAAGUAUGAUCAUUAUUUGGCAGAAGAAUUAGCUCCUUUAAUCAAAGAUGUUGUAGGAUCUGGUUAUAGUCAUUUAUUUGUUGCAGCAUCUGCUGUAGGUAAAUCAUUAUUGCCUCGUGUUGGUGCUCUUUUAGAUGUUCAACCUGUUUCAGAUGUGAUUUCUGUAGAAUCAGAAAAUACCUUUAAAAGACCUAUUUAUGCUGGCAAUGCCAUUGCUACUGUUAAAGCACUUGACUCUACCAUUUUGGCAUCCAUUAGAGCUUCUGCAUUCACUCCAGCUGUUAUGGGUUCUUCUACUGCUGCACCUGUUGAAGAAUUCACCGGUGCUACUACCGAAUCUGGAAACCGUACCCAAUUUGUUUCUGAAGAAUUAGUUACUUCUGAAAGACCAGAAUUAGCAGCUGCUACAAGAGUUAUCGCCGGUGGUAGAGGUCUUAAAGAUAAAGAAACUUUUAACAAAUUGCUUGAACCUCUUGCUUCUAAGUUAAAUGCUGCAGUCGGUGCUUCCAGAGCUGCUGUGGAUGCUGGUUUCUGUGACAACUCAUUACAAGUAGGUCAAACUGGAAAGAUAGUUGCUCCAGAAUUAUAUAUUGCGGUUGGUAUCUCCGGUGCCAUUCAACAUUUGGCGGGAAUGAAGGAUUCAAAGACCAUAGUGGCCAUCAAUAAGGACCCUGAUGCUGCUAUCUUUAAUGUUGCAGACAUUGGGUUGGUGGGUGACUUGAAUGAAGUUAUUCCUGAAUUAACCAGCAAAUUAUAA